UGAGCCCUUGGGACAAAAGUUCUACUGCUGGGCAGGAGGAGGCUGGAUUAGCAUGGGGCAGUGUUUAAGGUACCAGAUGCAGUGGGAGGACCUGGAAGAGUACCAGGCUCUGACCUUCCUGACAAGAAAUGAGAUUCUGUGCAUCCACGACACCUUCCUGAAGCUCUGCCCCUCAGGCAAGCACUAUAAGGAGGCCACACUGACCAUGGACCAGGUCAGCUCCCUUCCUGCUCUGAGGGUCAACCCUUUCAGAGACCGCAUCUGUAGGGUAUUCUCCCACAACAACGUGUUCUCCUUUGAAGACGUGCUGGGCAUGGCGUCUGUGUUCAGUGAGCAGGCCUGCCCCAGCCUGAAGAUUGAGUAUGCCUUUCGUAUCUAUGAUUUUAACGAGAAUGGUUUCAUUGAUGAGGAGGACCUCCAGAAGAUAGUGCUAAGACUACUGAAAAGUGAUGACGUGUCUGAGGACCUGCUGAUGGACGUCAUGCACCACGUCCUGAGCGAGUCAGAUCUGGACAAUGACAGUAUGCUUUCCUUCUCCGAGUUCGAACACGCCAUGGCCAAAUCUCCAGAUUUCAUGAACUCCUUUCGGAUUCACUUCUGGGGAUGCUGAUGUGGAGGUUCAGCAGCUUCAAGGAAGACUACUGGACCCCCCUGCAUCCAGGCACUGUAGAAUCUGACCUGAAUUAUGACUCAGCUCUGACCCUCCUUCACCUCUAGAGUAUUGUUUGCUAAGUAAAUAUGUGUUUCCC
Messenger RNA from Mus pahari (shrew mouse), 749 nucleotides. RefSeq names its product calcium and integrin binding family member 4 (gene Cib4). Gene Ontology annotation, molecular function: calcium ion binding. Bases 53 to 610 code for a protein of 185 amino acids. The record is from RefSeq and is a predicted model, not a curated record. Lineage: Eukaryota; Metazoa; Chordata; Mammalia; Rodentia; Muridae. The transcript is spliced from 7 exons.